CCAAAGUACAAGUGUUCGAUUCCGAAGAGGAGUUAAAGGCGUCUUUGGCGAAAUACACUUCCGAUUUAUCGGAGAAAAUUUGCAAAGAGAGAGAUUCCUUUUCCGUAGUUUUCUCCGGUGGGUCGCUCAUCAAGUGUCUCGGGAAAUUGCUGGAACCUCCUUAUGUUGACUCUGUAGACUGGUCGAAAUGGCACAUUUUCUGGGUGGAUGAGCGUGUAGUUCCGAAGAAUCAUCCCGAUAGCAAUUACUUGCUGGCUUAUGAUGGUUUUCUAUCAAAGGUAUCCAUUUCUGCUGAUAAUGUGUAUGCCAUUAAUGACGUGUUGUCUGCUAAAGGUGCAGCUGAUGAUUAUGAGACCCGUCUCAAGCAUUUGGUCAAAACCAAAAUAGUGCGUAUGUCUGAGGCUAGCGGUUUUCCACAAUUUGAUCUAAUGCUGUUGGGAAUGGGUCCGGAUGGGCAUGUUGCUUCUCUAUUUCCCGGUCACCCGCUUCUCCAGGAGAAAGAGAAGUGGGUUACAUUCAUCGAGGACUCUCCUAAACCUCCUCCAGAAAGGAUCACGUUCACGUUGCCUGUUAUCAACUCUUCUUCAAACAUUGCUCUUGUUGUACCAGGGGCUUCCAAGGCAGAUGCUGUUUAUACAGCAUUGGGAGGUGGCAGUAAAAAUCCCAUUUCCUUGCCUGUGCAAAUGGUUUCACCUGAAGGGGAACUGGUCUGGUUUUUGGAUAAGGGAGCUGCUUCAAAGCUCUAAGCAUUAGCUAAGAAAACGUGCGACUGAAUUCUGUUGUCAAUCAAUUGUUCUCUUUAUGAGUAUUCGGCUAAUGUAAUCUCAACAGUGAUAUUGUGCUUUUGAUGAGGCACUGUGUUUCUUUGUACUAGCAAGCAAUAAAGACUAGUUAUAUACCUUAAGACUUAAGAGACUGUAAUCUGUAGGGUGGGGCUGUUUGGUAUACCGAAAAUAUCGGGGAAAGGAAACAGGAAGAAUAAUACUGUAUAGGAUACUUUUGUUUAUAAAGAAAAAAUGAUAAGAAAUCUUUAAGCAUUAUUCAAAUUUAAC
Cuscuta epithymum is the source of this 1052-nucleotide messenger RNA. The record is from the annotation of a GenBank genome assembly. NCBI's taxonomy places the organism in Eukaryota, Viridiplantae, Streptophyta, Magnoliopsida, Solanales, Convolvulaceae.